Molecule: messenger RNA, 1242 nt
Organism: Lasiosphaeria miniovina
Lineage: Eukaryota; Fungi; Ascomycota; Sordariomycetes; Sordariales; Lasiosphaeriaceae
Exons: 2
Coding region: 266-1186 (306 amino acids)
Source: RefSeq, a predicted model, not a curated record
UCUAUAUCAAACACGUCGGUGCGGGUUCUACAAACUCGGAAGCAUCAUGGGACUUCGCCCGCGAGCAUCUGGCGGAUUGCUGCAAGAACCAUGAGCAAUGCGGUUUCAGGGGCACCAACCCGUAGGUAUCCUCGAAACGAUACCCUACGCGACUCAUAAACGUUGGCACUGGAGAGAGGGCUAGCGUUCGACUUAUCGAAACGGCGCAAGCGGUUCUUGACGGCUCUUGACGGCUCUUACGUUACGUUAAGUCAUUGCUGGGGAGAUGCUGCGGCUGCGGCCAUUGUCAAACUCACGACAACGAACCUCGCGAUUUUCCAAGAUCAAAUUCCUUCUCUUCCGGCGACAUUUCAGGACACGAUCCUGGUUACUCGACGGCUUGGAGCUCAGUACAUAUGGAUCGAUUGCCUGUGCAUUCUUCAGGAUGACAUCUCGGAUUAGGAGAGGGAGUCGAGCGCCAUGGCAGAGGUGUACAGGAACGGCCUCUGCAAUAUCACGGCCACUGCGUCCAAGGGUCCCCAACAAGGCCUGUUCCGCGAUCGAGGUGACAUUAUCAGGAAUACCCGUCAAGAGCUCGAAUGGGCAUCCAUUGCUACUCAUUAAAAGCGACGACGUCACGGAACAUGAAGGGGACGAAGCCCCGCCGCAGAAGAGGGGUUGGGCCCUGCAAGAGCGGCUCCUCUCGAGGCGCAUUCUUCAUUUUUCCUCUAGACAGCUCGUCUGGGAGUGCAACGCACUGGUGGCAUCGGAAAGCUUCUCUCUCGGCGUUCCUCAAACCUGGAAGUCGCAGCGGACCGCGAGGCGUCUAGACAUCAGCCGUGGAAACCACCGAUGGCGCAGGGGCAAAGAUGAAAUCUUCUUGGAAAUUUGGGGUGAUAUCGUGGAACGCUACACUGCCAUGUAUUUGACUUAUCGCUCAGACCUCCUACCGGCUCUUUCCGGAGUGGCAAAAUAUCUCGAAGGUCUCUACGGUGCAAAGUACCUUGCGAAAAUCUGGAAGAAGCCAGGAGCAGACGCCGAGUUCUCAGUUCACCUGGGUUGGAAAUGCACAGCCUUCAGGCCAAAUUGUACUCGGAGCCAUUCGGCUGAAUACCGAACACCGACCUGGAGCUGGGCUUCAACAGAGCAUCACGUUAAUCUUCGCCCAUCAGAAAACCCAUUUGAGGGCAGAGAUUACGGAGAGUGAAGUCUGGUCAGCAUAGAAGCCGGAGCGCGCAUACUGGGUGCACAAGUCGUUCCGGC